Amoebophrya sp. A120 is the source of this 964-nucleotide messenger RNA. Lineage: Eukaryota; Dinophyceae; Syndiniales; Amoebophryaceae. The record is from the annotation of a GenBank genome assembly.
CCUGUCGUUGUCGCAGGCACGACAGCGUCAGUGGCAGCAGAAGUUUUGCGGCAGUAGCUGAUGUCGUGUCUCUGUGUUUAUUGAGCUAUCAAUCAUGUUUGAUGUAUGAAGAUGAUGUCUGAGCUCGUGCUUCAGCUUCACUCGAUUUCUCGGCAAAAUACGGAAUGCGCAUCUGUAAUGAUGAUCAGUAUGAGCAUCGUCAUCUUCGUGAGCUGCACGCCCUAAUCAGAAAUGAUCACGACCAUGGUUCAUCGCAUUGGAGGUAUGAAGAAAUCAAAGCCCUGUGGCGCUAUCGGUUUCGGUUGCAUUUACGGACCACAAAGGUGAGGAUGUUUCGGUGUGGCCGCGUCCUGGGCGGCCGGAGGAGUCGGCUCCUUUGUUUGUGCCGUGCUCGUUUAUUUGUUUUUUUUGCUUUACUGGCACCGUUGCCGUUCUGGACCAGCAGCCGUCGAGUGGUGCGUCGCGAGGACCAAGAGCGUCAAGAGUCUCAAUCGACGACGUCGAGCGCGUCGGCACAGGUCGGCGUGGGAGAUUUCGAUGUAGACGCGGGCGCGUUAACGACGCUGGUGCGCCCUGCGGAACAGGCUGCACGGCUCGAUGUACAUCACGGAGAGCACCCUCCCGACAACGACGAUGCUCGAGAGCGCGACGCAGCUGCCCCUCGCUUUACCCAUGCGCCCCCAUCUGAGCAGCUGGAGGACCACUCUGAUUCUCCACAACAGGGCGGGGCUCCCGCGGCCCUCGAAAAUAGCACAGCCCCGAAGACGAGUGGAGAUCACGACCAUGUGCACGAGGAAGUAAACAAAAACAAGAAGGCGGCUGAAAAUGAACGAGAAGGAGCUAGCGCUGUUUUUCAUUGCUGCCCCACCCCGGCAGAAGAAAAAAAAAACAAACUUCUGAUCAAUGACUCAGGCCUGCCGCAAAACAGAUUGAUACAGGAGCCUCACCAGGGCGGUGCUGUGGG